Messenger RNA from Castor canadensis (American beaver), 1711 nucleotides. It is a transcript of the gene Cs, whose product is annotated as citrate synthase. NCBI's taxonomy places the organism in Eukaryota, Metazoa, Chordata, Mammalia, Rodentia, Castoridae. Gene Ontology annotation, biological process: tricarboxylic acid cycle; citrate metabolic process; carbohydrate metabolic process. Gene Ontology annotation, cellular component: mitochondrial matrix. The record is from RefSeq and is a predicted model, not a curated record.
GGGCCUCGCUGAGGACCCCGGGCCGGGCGCCGCCGGCAGUUAGUCUACCCUUUCCCUCCGCCGCCUCCUUUCAACCUUGUCCGCCGCUUGGCGCGGUCUCUGGUGCGGCGGCCGCGGCUCGGGUGCCUGCCGCAGCUCUCUCCCCUCUUUCCCUCCCCACCAGAUCCCGGAGUUCUCCCGCCAUGGCUUUACUCACUGCAGCCGCCCGGCUCUUGGGAUCCAAGAAUGCAUCCUGUCUUGUUCUUGCUGCUCGGCAUGCUAGUGCUUCUACGAAUUUGAAAGAUGUACUGGCCAACCUGAUACCUAAAGAGCAAGCCAGAAUUAAGUCCUUCAGGCAGCAACAUGGCAAGACGGUGGUGGGCCAAAUUACUGUGGACAUGAUGUAUGGUGGCAUGAGAGGCAUGAAGGGACUGAUAUAUGAAACAUCAGUUCUUGAUCCUGAUGAGGGCAUCCGUUUCCGAGGUCAUAGUAUCCCAGAAUGCCAGAAACUGCUGCCCAAGGCAAAGGGUGGGGAAGAACCCCUGCCUGAAGGCUUAUUUUGGCUGCUGGUAACUGGACAGAUCCCAACAGAGCAACAGGUAUCUUGGCUCUCACAAGAAUGGGCAAAGAGGGCUGCUCUGCCUUCUCAUGUGGUCACCAUGCUGGACAACUUUCCUACCAAUCUACAUCCAAUGUCUCAAUUCAGUGCAGCCAUUACAGCCCUCAACAGUGAAAGUAACUUUGCCCGGGCAUAUGCAGAGGGUAUCAACCGAACCAAGUACUGGGAGUUGAUUUAUGAAGACUGUAUGGAUCUGAUUGCAAAGCUACCCUGUAUUGCAGCAAAGAUCUACCGGAAUCUUUACCGAGAGGGCGGCAGUAUUGGGGCCAUUGAUUCUAAGCUGGACUGGUCCCACAAUUUCACCAACAUGUUAGGCUAUACUGAUGCCCAGUUCACUGAGCUCAUGCGUUUGUACCUCACCAUCCACAGCGACCAUGAGGGUGGCAAUGUAAGUGCCCAUACUAGCCACUUGGUGGGCAGUGCCCUUUCAGACCCUUAUCUGUCCUUUGCAGCAGCAAUGAAUGGGCUGGCAGGGCCUCUACAUGGAUUGGCAAAUCAGGAGGUGCUUGUCUGGCUAACACAACUACAGAAGGAAGUUGGCAAAGAUGUGUCAGAUGAGAAGUUACGAGACUACAUCUGGAACACACUUAACUCAGGACGGGUCGUUCCAGGUUAUGGUCAUGCAGUUCUAAGGAAGACUGAUCCACGAUAUUCCUGUCAACAAGAGUUUGCUCUGAAACACCUGCCUAAUGACCCCAUGUUUAAGCUGGUUGCUCAACUGUACAAGAUCGUGCCCAAUAUCCUCUUGGAGCAGGGCAAGGCCAAGAAUCCUUGGCCCAAUGUAGAUGCUCACAGUGGCGUGCUGCUCCAGUACUAUGGCAUGACAGAGAUGAAUUACUACACAGUCCUGUUUGGGGUGUCACGGGCACUGGGUGUGCUGGCCCAGCUCAUCUGGAGCCGAGCUCUAGGCUUCCCUCUAGAAAGGCCCAAGUCCAUGAGCACGGAUGGUCUGAUGAAGUUUGUGGACUCUAAGUCAGGGUAAAAGUGGAGGUUGGGGGAAAACUACAAGAAAAUGAGGAAGCUUAAAAAUAAAGUACACUUUUGCUUCAGGGGGCCUAAGACUUGAAGAUUAAAUUGUAUCUGAGGCACUGAAAAUGUUUGAAGUUAAAAUAU